AUGACAGUUCUAUGUUUCGUAGCCGACUAUCUAUCUAUCUAUCUAUCUAUCUAUCUAUCUAUCUAUCUAUCUAUCUAUCUAUCCGAAGCCACUGGUUCUCAAGCGGCUACAAAUUUUUAUCGACUUCUUCCAAAAUUAAUCGACUCUUACAUUCCUCCUUCCCCUUCUCUCUCUCUCACACACACAUACACACUCUCUCUCUCUCUUUCUCUCUCUCCCCUGAUCCAUCGAUCCCCCACCCUUUGCAGUUUCCCCUCUUUUAUAUUCUGUUUGUUCGGUUCUCAGUCUGAUGAUUUCUUUUUCUUUCUUUCUUUCUUUCUUUCUUUCUUUCUUUCUUUCUUUCUUUCUUUCUAUUCUGUUAGUUCCUUUCUCAGUUUAUUUCUUUUUUUUCUAAGCUAUAUACCGUCUUUAACUAUUUAUUUUCGGAUAUUCUUUAUUUCUCUCUCUCCUUGUUUCCUAAACUUGCCUUCUCAUAUUCUUCAGAGGAAAAUUCUUCUUUUUUACUUUCUUUAUUUUCUUAAUCUUUCUUUCUUUUUUUAUUUAUUUCUUACUUUCUUAUAUUGCAUUUUCUUUCUUUAUCUCUUUCUUUCUUUAUCUUUUUCUUUCUUUAUCUUUUUCUUUCUUAAUAUCCUUUUUUCGCCGAAUUUUUAG
Molecule: messenger RNA, 651 nt
Organism: Acanthosepion pharaonis
Lineage: Eukaryota; Metazoa; Mollusca; Cephalopoda; Sepiida; Sepiidae
Source: the annotation of a GenBank genome assembly